AUGGUGGUGGCGGGGCCUCGAUUGCCUUGCUUCUGCGUGGGGAAUCCCGGAUCUGGAGCGGCUGCUUCAUUGGCAAGGCACAGCCGGCUAGCAGCCGCGCGGGCGGUGGAUCUGGUGUCCCGGCCGCGCGGGAGGCGGGAUCCGGUGGUCGUUGGCGGCCGGCGGCGGCUUCUGGGGGGGACGGUGCGCGCGAUCUGGCGCCUUCCCUCCUCCCCUGUUCGGCGUGCAGUCCAACCUGGUCGGGCCGCGCUUUCUCUUGGUCGCCGGUUCUGUACAGGAGGCGCUGCUGGUGGCGGGGAUCUAGUUCGGGCAAAAUCCCUGACCGGCCAUGACCGGCCGUGCCGACGGCGACGCCUAAGGGCGUCGUUCCCCUCCUUGGAGGCGUUGGUAUGGACUGAUCUCCUCACUUCACCUUCCCCUAGGUCUCUCGGGCGAAAGCCCUAA
Triticum turgidum subsp. durum (durum wheat) is the source of this 444-nucleotide messenger RNA. The record is from the annotation of a GenBank genome assembly. NCBI's taxonomy places the organism in Eukaryota, Viridiplantae, Streptophyta, Magnoliopsida, Poales, Poaceae.